This is a messenger RNA of Portunus trituberculatus (swimming crab), 2689 nucleotides long. RefSeq names its product growth factor receptor-bound protein 2 (gene drk). The record is from RefSeq and is a predicted model, not a curated record. NCBI's taxonomy places the organism in Eukaryota, Metazoa, Arthropoda, Malacostraca, Decapoda, Portunidae. The coding region runs from base 251 to 886 and encodes 211 amino acids. The transcript is spliced from 7 exons. Gene Ontology annotation, molecular function: protein binding.
UGAAGGAGUGAGUGGCGGCAACAGUGUACAGUGGCAAGGGUGAUGGGAGGGCGCGAGGCGUCCACCACCUCAUAGUGUUUAUUUGGCAAGGAAAUAACACCUGUGCAUACGCAAGCAUUAUACUGGAAAAAGAGGUCGACGCGCCGUAAUAGUUCUAGCCAGUGUGUUUUGUGAAAAUGAGUCUACAGUAUUCAGCAUUGAGUUGUUGAGAAAAUAUAACUACUCUACAGGUUAUUUCAGAUAUAUCACCAUGGAAGCAGGUGCAAAACAUGACUUCAAUGCGACUGCUGAGGAUGAACUCAGUUUUAGAAAAGGGCAGAUUUUAAAGGUGCUGAAUAUGGAAGAUGACAUGAACUGGUAUAGAGCAGAAUUAGAUGGCAAAGAUGGACUCAUCCCUAGCAACUAUAUUGAAAUGAGAAGUCAUGAGUGGUAUUAUGGCAGGAUAACAAGAGCUGAUGCAGAAAAACUCUUACAUAAUAAGCAUGAAGGAGCAUUUCUUAUAAGAGUCAGUGAAAGUUCUCCAGGAGAUUUUUCUCUCUCAGUCAAAUGUGGUGAUGGUGUUCAACACUUUAAGGUCCUAAGAGAUGCACAAGGAAAGUUUUUCCUCUGGGUUGUAAAAUUCAACUCCUUAAACGAACUGGUCGAAUACCAUCGAUCUGCCUCUGUGUCCCGCUCACAUGACAUCAAGCUCAAAGACAUGACUCCUGAAGAGUUUUUAGUGCAGGCACUGUAUGACUUCACUCCUCAAGAACACGGAGAAUUAGAAUUCAAGCGAGGAGAUGUCAUCACUGUAACAGAUCGAUCAGACCAACACUGGUGGACUGGUGAAAUGGGGAAUCGAAAGGGUCUUUUUCCUGCUACUUAUGUUGCACCUUAUCAUACAUAGGUAAAUGCCCCCUUCAUCUCCUAACUCUUAAAUUUUAUCUUCAGCCUUUUUCAGUCGUGUGUCCCUUGUUCAUUAAGGAUGUUCUACCUAGUUUGGUCAGAUUAUUCUAGACUGUAUCUAGAGAGACUGAAUGGGAUUUUAAAAGAACAGGCUCUCAUGGUCAGGGAACCCACUGCUCGAGUAGCAAGAGACUGAGAAAGGUGAUAGAUGGCAAGCCACUAAUAGUACAUUCAUGGUACUCUUUCCUGUGGCAUUCAUCUCAGUAUUUCCUGAGAUAAUUUUGAAGUGGUUCUCUUACUGUUAAGUAAAGCCAACCAUAUGUUUUGUUACAUUAUUGGUGCCAUUUCAUACUUUUCAUUCUUCGCAGUGUUUUACCAGGAGAUGUUCUUCAAAAAGUGUCUUAUUCUUGCCACAAGCUCACAAUUCAAUGCAGACUUUUGUAAUUGUCUUUGGGUUGGAGUAAGAGGGUAUGUGUUGCAGUUUGCAUUGUAUACCUAUGAAACAUCAACUGGUUUUUGAAAUUCACAAACUGUUCACUCUUCUUUUACUAUUAACAUAUUAACUUGAAAUAUUGGAAAGAAAUGCAUAUAUGUUUGUUAGCCUGUUUAGCCCUAGAAAUUAUGGUUAAGCAGAGAAGGCUCUCAUUACCUGAAUCUAAGAAUCUAAGUAAUCAAAGUGAAUUUUCUUAUUGAUUUUGCACAAUGUGUUCUUGAAUUCAGGUGAAGUUGGUCAUCCUUCUAGAGAAAAAUUAACAAUGAAUUUGAAUUCCUCCAAACUGUGGCAAUCACAAUUUUUAUACUGAUGAAUUCUGAUGAGUACAGUAUAUAGAAUGCAAAUAUGUGUAUAUGUACAGAUGAAACUCCAAACAAUUGGUUUCUUACUGGAUGUGAGUUGAAAUGGUGGAGUGCAAGAGUAACUCAGCAGGGGAGGUAGAGGUUGUGAGGCUUUUAUUACUUCCUUUCCUCUAUUUUUAAUACUUAGCUAAAUAAAUUACUUUAAACCAAAUGCUUAUUGUUGAUAACACAAUCUGUUUCAUGUCGAUAAAGUAGUUGUAUAAUUUGAAGUAUGAAAUUUGUAUUACUUAACUACAUACAUACAUUUGGUGAAGUAGAUAUCUGCUGAAGCCAUUCUUCCACAUUUAAGUAAAUGACACGAGGCUAUUUUGCUUAGAGAUUUUGGGGGCAGUGUUUCAAAGUAUGCUCAGCAGUAAGUUGAUGUAGAAAUGCAGUUCAGAAAACAUUUUGUUCAACAUGAAUUUUUAUUUUUAUUUUUAUUAUUAUUUUAUUUUUUUCAAUAACCAUAAAUGGUAUCAUAUCUUGAUGAGAAGAAAGUAUUAAAAGAAUUACUUUCAGUAAUAUCUGCUGUGCAUGCUUUAGACGUGUCCCAUAGCUCAAAGCACCCAACGUAAAUAGUGUUUGUUCCUAGUACGUUCUUUCAAUGUGUGGAUUGUUUAGCCUAUGUUUAGUAAUGCUGAAUAAUGUACUAUGUUUUUGUUGCAUUGAAAGAUUUUAAUUUUUGCAUAAAAGUUUAAGAUAGCUAUAUAAUUUAUCUUGGGUGCAUAAAUUUAACCCAGGUGUUCAAAACUAUUUUUUGUGACAUAUAUAUAUAUUGAAAAUUACAGUAACCAUUUUACAUAAUAACUAUCCAUGAAACACUUGGAAGAAUAAGAAAAUAAACAUAUAUGUGACUGAAGAGCUUUGGUAAUUUAUUGAUAGAUUUUAUAAUGGACAUGCAUAUGAUAUCAGGUCUAUGAAACUGUACUUGUAAUUAUUAUUUUCCUAAAUUUUAAAUGCACCACUGGUA